Molecule: messenger RNA, 1701 nt
Organism: Scaptodrosophila lebanonensis
Lineage: Eukaryota; Metazoa; Arthropoda; Insecta; Diptera; Drosophilidae
Exons: 6
Coding region: 70-1530 (486 amino acids)
Cellular component (GO): cytoplasmic ribonucleoprotein granule; nucleus
Molecular function (GO): RNA endonuclease activity; mRNA binding
Source: RefSeq, a predicted model, not a curated record
AAUUUAGUGUGCAAAACGUCGUUUUACAAUAAACAAAUUUUUAUUUCCUUUCACAUACAGUAGUAAAAAAUGGGGAAACCAAAAAAAACCAAUGAACAAAAGCGUAAGAAGCAACAGGGCCAACGCAGUUACGGGUCCCCCUCAAAAGCAAAGCAUGGCCUACAAAAUAAUACGGCUGCGCCAGCUCAUAUGCCAGAAGCGCGAUCAGCAUUCAAAAAGUUUAAAGACAACCAAAUGAAGAAAUCACCAAAGCGAUUGCAGAACAAAAAUAAGCAUGGAGGGAAAAAAAAUUUACAAAAUCGCACCUAUAUGCAGAAGUUGCUGAGCUCUAUAAAGCGUCGCACAGGAUUAACUCCACAGCGAUCGUGUAAAACACAUAUCAAAAGGAAGUUAGACUUUCAAGCACAAGGGAAAAAACAAAAAGAGACUGUAAAUGAGCUGCCAAAACCAAAAUUUUAUCCUUCGAAGGAGUACUGCGAGAAAGUAAAUCGCCUUGAAGACACCAUUGAAGACGGAGAAAUCCUAGAAGACCAACAGGCGUCAAAUCUUAGUGAUGACGAUGAUUGCGUGAUUAUACAUACUCCUUCACUAGAAAAAAUAGUAUUAGAGGAUACCGACGAUGAUGAUGAAGUCCAACAUGAGAAGCCGAUGACAAGUAAUCAAGCUAGGGGUGUCGUCGAUAAUUUGCUGUAUCAAGACCGCAAACGCAGCAACGACAUGCUAUUUAAGCCCAAGGGAAUUAAGGGUUUGUUGUAUAACACAAUAUCAUCAAAUUGUGUCAAUUCUCCGAACUCUUUAAAAACUAACAAUAGCAAGUGCAUUGUUAUUGACGAUAAUUGUGACAAUUCAGUUAUUUUUGUUGGUGAGUGUACAGCAGCUGAUUUUAUAGCCCUUCCCCCAGAUGAUCCAAAACCGCCUCGUCGUAAAAUCGAUGUUUCAAAAAAAUUAAAAAACUCGCUUAAAAGUGAUGACAUAUAUACCACCGUCGAAAAACGUCAACUAAAUGCGUAUAAUAGCAAUACGUAUAAUCCAUCGGCUGCUGAAGAUAAGCCAGCCAGCGGAAAGCGUCCCAUCUUAAUCGAUGGGAGCAAUGUGGCUUUCGCACAUGGCUGCUCAAAUGUUUAUUCCACCGAAGGUAUUAAAUACUGCAUUGAAUAUUUUGAGAAAAUGGGCCACGAUGUGAAGGCUGUUGUGCCAAUGUUCCGCAGAAAUCCCGAGAAGUCCUCAAAUCCUGAACUUCUAGACAAAUUGCAUAAAGCGAAGAAGGUGGUGUUUACGCCCUGUAAAAAUAUACCUGGUCAAAAGUCUGCUUCCUAUGAUGAUCGCUUUAUAUUGCAACUGGCAUAUGAGAUUAACGCAGCAGUUGUGUCAAACGACAACUAUCGAGAUUUAAUAAAUGAAAGUCCAGCUUUUAAGAAAAUUAUCGAAAAUCGCGUGAUUGGCUACACAUUUUGUAAUGACAUUUUCAUAUUACCAAAGGACCCAUACGGACGUUGGGGACCUACAUUGGAUCAAAUUUUAAAAUAUUAACAAGUCAGUUAGUUAGGAUAUUCUGUAAUUUAGAUAACUCUAUUUUUCGAUUUAUCCUUUUGGAAAAAAAUUUAAGUUUAUUUAGUUCUAUUAGUUUAUUCCCGUAAACAACACUUUAUGCUUUCAAUUUUUUUUUGUUGGUUUUUUAAAAUUAAAGUUAGAUCAGCUAUA